Molecule: messenger RNA, 468 nt
Organism: Dipodomys ordii (Ord's kangaroo rat)
Lineage: Eukaryota; Metazoa; Chordata; Mammalia; Rodentia; Heteromyidae
Gene: Il36rn
Product: interleukin 36 receptor antagonist
Exons: 4
Coding region: 1-468 (155 amino acids)
Biological process (GO): cellular response to lipopolysaccharide; inflammatory response to antigenic stimulus
Molecular function (GO): interleukin-1 receptor binding; cytokine activity
Source: RefSeq, a predicted model, not a curated record
AUGGUCCUGAGUGGAGCAUUGUGCUUUCGAAUGAAGGAUUCAGCCCUGAAGGUGCUCUAUCUGCGUGACAACCAGCUUUUAGCCGGAGGGCUGAAUGCUGGGAAGAUUGUUAAAGGUGAAGAGAUCAGCGUUGUCCCCAAUCGGUCACUGGAUGCCAGGCUCUCUCCAGUCAUCCUGGGUGUCCAGGGGGGAAGCCAAUGCUUGUCUUGUGGGAUGGAGAAGGAACCAACUCUGAAAUUAGAGCCAGUGAACAUUAUGGAACUCUACCUUGGUGCCAAGGAAUCCAAGAGCUUCACUUUCUACCGACGGGACAUGGGGUUCACUUCCAGCUUCGAGUCAGCUGCAUACCCUGGCUGGUUCCUCUGCACUGUGCCAGAAGCUGACCAGCCUGUCAGGCUCACCCAGAUUCCUGAGGACGCCACCUGGGAUGCUCCCAUCACAGACUUCUACUUCCAACAGUCUGAUUAG